UUGCAGAAGAAUGAAAUCACGUUUCAUAAUGUCUCUGUGCGAGCACUGACGCCAUGCCGAGUUGUGCGACAUGCUGCCGACUUUUCAGAUGUGAAUGAUUGCUUGGCAACUGCGCAUCGUUGGUUUGCUGAGGUACUGCAAUUGGGCACUUCGUCAGAAGCGAUUGCGCUUUUUGAAAAUCGUUUACUGAUCGAGAAUGUCCCCGAAAAACACCUAAUUGUUGAGCAAAAUGCGGAGGAAGAACAGCUCAUUAUGAUACUCAGCGGCGUGCUAGAAAUUUCGCAGGAGCCAAUAGACGGUGAAGACGAAGCCGUUGAUGAUGAGCACGUAUUUUUAUAUCCUCGCGAACUUGUUGGUGGACUGCAAUUGCUUACUGGCGAACCGUGGUUCUAUACAGUUCGAUCGCAUACUGCCGCUACUUACGCCACUAUUUCAAAGAAAAAUUUCUUCGAGUCAGUUAGUUGA
Molecule: messenger RNA, 465 nt
Organism: Gongylonema pulchrum
Lineage: Eukaryota; Metazoa; Nematoda; Chromadorea; Rhabditida; Gongylonematidae
Source: the annotation of a GenBank genome assembly